Oncorhynchus keta (chum salmon) is the source of this 3654-nucleotide messenger RNA. Its product is annotated as netrin-3-like. Lineage: Eukaryota; Metazoa; Chordata; Actinopteri; Salmoniformes; Salmonidae. Gene Ontology annotation, molecular function: protein binding. Bases 406 to 2343 code for a protein of 645 amino acids. The transcript is spliced from 7 exons. The record is from RefSeq and is a predicted model, not a curated record.
GGUCUCUCUUCACUUUGUCUGAACGGCGCGGGCGAGUGCCGUGUCGCACCCCUGUACUGUGUAACUUGCUCAUUAUAUCUGUCGCCAUUUGGACAGCACAGAAGAGCCUCUGUUUCUUAACGACUUUCUAUAAUGUAGCCUACCUCCGCAGAACGCUCGAGACUGGGCAGACGGGACUCGUCAGUUGUGUUUGGGAAGUUUAUAUUUUCUUCCAACAGAUGUGCAUUUUUUUGUAUUGUUUUGGACCUCAAUCAUUGCACCGUGUUGUCGUUUUAAGAUUCGCCAAUACACCCGUCUUCGAUUGCGGUGGUCACGGUCACCCUAAAGGAAGGGUCUGUGAGCUGGGAUUCUCUCCUUCCACUCCCCCUCACACACACACACUCCCUCGCAUAGACACUCUGCAGAAUGAGGGAAGCCUGGAGGUGCUUGCUGGGACUGUGCCUCCUGGCACACUCUGCCUCCCCCGCCUCCCCCCACGGUGCCGCCAACCCCUUUGCUGGGCAACAGACACCCCCAGAUCUCUGCUACGAUGACGCAGGCGCCGCCCGCCGCUGCAUCCCGGAGUUCAUCAACGCCGCAUUUGGCAAGGAGGUGGCCGUGUCCAGCGUGUGCGGCUGGCCGACGUCGUCGCGCUCUUGUAGCAUGGUGGAGCACGGUGAGGAGCGGCCUUCAGUGCGCACCUGCCAGAUCUGCGACGCAGCGGACCCAUGGCGUGCCCACCCGCCCUCCUACCUCACCGACCUCAACUCGGCCCACAACCUCACCUGCUGGCAGUCGGAGAAUCUGCACACCUCGCCAAACAACGUCAACCUCACCCUGUCGCUGGGAAAGAAGUUUGAGAUCACCUACGUCAGCUUGCAGUUCUGCUCGCCCCGCCCAGAGUCAUUGGCAAUCUACAAGAGCAUGGACUAUGGCAAGAGCUGGACGCCUUACCAGUACUAUUCGUCCCAGUGCCGGCGCAUGUACAACCGGCCUAACAAGGCGGCCAUCACAAAACAGAAUGAGCAGGAGGCCCUUUGUACCGAUGGCCACACUGACCUCUACCCACUUUCCGGAGGGCUCAUUGCCUUCAGCACUCUGGACGGGCGGCCCUCCGGGAAAGACUUUGACAACAGCCCUGUGCUCCAGGACUGGGUAUCAGUCACCGACAUCCGUGUGGUCUUCAGCAGGCCCCAGCUGCCCCGCGAAAAAGGGACAGGAGAAGGGGCAGGGAUAGGCGGGGGAGGCCAGCUGGACGAGGACCCAAUGGUACCGUCCACGUCUCUGCCGGCGUACUUCUACGCGGUGGGGGACUUCCAGGUGGGCGGGAGGUGUAAGUGCAACGGGCACGCCUCACGCUGCCUCAAGGACAAGGAGGGCAAGCUGGUGUGCGACUGUAAACACAACACGGAGGGGCCCGAGUGCGACCACUGCAAGCCCUUCCACUGCGACCGGCCGUGGCAGAGGGCCAGCGCCCGUGAGGCCAACGAGUGUUUACCGUGUAACUGCAACCUGCACGCCCGGCGCUGCCGCUUCAACAUGGAGCUGUACAAGCUGUCAGGGAGAAAGAGUGGAGGCGUGUGCAUGAACUGUCGCCACAACACGGCUGGACGCCACUGCCACUACUGCAAGGAAGGCUUCUACCGGGAUAUGUCCAAGCCCAUCACACACCGCCGCGCCUGCAAAGCCUGUGACUGCCACCCGGUGGGUGCGGCAGGGAAGACAUGUAACCAGACGACGGGCCAGUGCCCCUGUAAGGACGGCGUGACGGGCAUCGCCUGCAACCGCUGUGCCAAGGGCUACCAGCAGAGCCGCUCGCCCGUGGCCCCCUGCAUCAAGAUCCCAGUGGUGAACCCUACAGCCAUGGUCAGCAGCAGCACAGAGGAACCGGCAGCAGAUUGUGAGUCAUAUUGCAAACCAGUGAAAGGGAAUCUGAAAAUCAACAUGAAGAAAUACUGCAAGAAAGACUAUGCGGUGCAAGUCAACGUGCUGGACAUGGAGACGGUGGGCGACUGGGCCAAGUUCUCUGUCAGCGUGGUGUCUGUCUACAAGAGCCGUGGCGAGCCACUCAAACGGGGCGACAACGUCCUGUGGAUUCACAUGAAGGACCUGGCUUGCAAGUGCCCAAAAAUCCAGAUGAGCAAGCGCUUCCUGGUUAUGGGCACUAGCGAGACCGGGCCUGGGGGUUCUGUGCCCGGGGGUCCCAGAGCUGGACCAGGGGCCAUAGGGGCCACUGCAGGAGCAGAGCGAAUAGGGCUCCUGGCCGAUAAGAACAGCCUGGUCAUCCAAUGGAGAGACAUUUGGACACGGCGCCUCCGGAAGUUCCAGCGCAAAGAGAAGAACGGCAAGUGCAGCAAAGCAUGAUGGGAGAGAGAGCAGCACAUCCCAUCCAACACCACCCCCCCACCCAUUCUCCUACCCCCCCAUGACCCCUUUCUAGCUCUCAGCUAGUUCACAAACACGACCCCACCCCCGACUCCCUAAAAACCCUGAACCCCAAAGUGGGGACACUGCACAUUACAGAGACUGCAUGUAUUUUGCCUGUUUAAGGACCACUUUGUGUAUAUUAUAUAACUACUUCAUUUUUAUUUUGUGCUUUAAUCAUGGGACUCUUAUCUAUUGGUCUGCCUUAAAAAGGGACCAUUAAAAAGGGUACGAAAUGACAACGACAGCAAAAAUGUCCACUCUUGCCCCACUCACAACCCCCCCACCCCCCCUUCAGACUGCUUUAGUCCCCCCUCCUGUCACCAUGUUUUAGUGUUUUGAAACUAUCAGAGUUCACAUUUCCGUUCUUGUACCAGGAGUAUUUAUGAAGCUCGGAUAAUCGGAGAGAGAGAGACUGAUUUUUUUUGUGUUGUAGCAAAGUCCCUCAUGCAGGCUGCAACCAAUGAAAAGGAAAAACUGCACAACCUCAGCUCGUCUGCCUACUCCACCACUGUUUCACUGUCUCUAAACCCCCACCUUGUUCUACGCAACUGAGAUUACUAGCCUAGAGAGGCCAUUUUGCCUUGUACUCUUAUUCCAUAUGUUAAGAUAUGUAGACAUCAACUCUCUGCAGUAGCAUCUCUGGACCAGACCCCACAACGGCUGCAUCCUCGUCCACAGAGGAUCGUCACCACAACAAGAGCUGUCCCCACAGGGGCCUUCUCCACCUCCAAACCUCACUUUUACCACCACUGCCAUUGCAGUAUGUACAUAACUUCAGACAGAGGCACCUGCUACACUCUAGUCUACACGCUACAGCUGUUGACAAUGACCCCACCACUCACUCACUGGUUCUACAGAUCCAGUCAUAGACAGACAGUGAGACUGCUUAGAGACGGACUAACUCUAAACUCUAAUAUUGUUUCUCCUUUAUUCUAUAUUCACGUAAUUCUGUUCUCAGAUUCCUAUACUCCUACCGACCUACUGUCUCACUAUCUAAGUGAAGUCCCAGAACCCAUGCACCCCCCCCCCCCCCCUGCCAGCCCUCACACCAUGAGCAGGAAAUUGAACCAUGCAUCAUUAUCUGACUAAAUAUAUAUAUUAUUAUUUUUUUAGAGAGGGAGAGAGAGAGACUCCGGCAGAGUGGAAAGUAGCCCGCUCCACAACAGAACAACAGCCAAUACCCCAAACUUCAGGAGGAUAUUAUGCAUAAUGUCUUCCUGUGUUAGUUGAUAAAAAGGUCACAUGUCG